Messenger RNA from Aspergillus terreus NIH2624, 1659 nucleotides. RefSeq names its product inorganic phosphate transporter. The record is from RefSeq and is a predicted model, not a curated record. The transcript is spliced from 6 exons. Gene Ontology annotation, cellular component: membrane. Bases 1 to 1659 code for a protein of 552 amino acids. Gene Ontology annotation, biological process: phosphate ion transmembrane transport. NCBI's taxonomy places the organism in Eukaryota, Fungi, Ascomycota, Eurotiomycetes, Eurotiales, Aspergillaceae.
AUGGGUGAAAUGCACGAUCUCGACUGGCUCUUCGCCGUCGGUACCAUUUUCUUCUGCAUAUCAGUCUGGGCUCUCGGUGCCAACGAUGUAGCCAACUCGUACGCCACCUCCGUGAGCUCGCGUUCUCUCACCCUGGUCCAAGCGGGCAUCCUGGCUACCAUCACCGAGUUUGUCGGUGCCAUUGCCCUGGGACAGAAGGUCACCUCCACCAUUCGCGAGGGCGUUUUCUCGCUCGAUCGGUUCGAAGACUCUCCCGGCGUGUUGAUCAUGGCCAUGGUAGUCGCAGAAGUUGGAUCCGCCAUCUGGCUUACCGUCUGUACCUCGCUCGGAUUUCCCGUCUCCACUACCCAAUCUAUCAUCGGUGCCCUCAUUGGAGUAGCCUACGGCGCCCAGCUGCACGUCAAGUGGGAAUGGACCAGCAACAGUGUCUCUCAGAUUGCGGCCUCUUGGGGUAUCGCCCCUGCUAUCUCGGCCGGUUUCGGUGCCAUCAUCUUCCUUUCCAUUCGCCUUCUCGUCCACAGCCGGCCUGACCCUCUCAAAUGGGCCCUGCGUGUCAUUCCUUUCUACUACGCCAUCACCGCCGGUAUCCUCGCCCUCUUCAUCGUCGUUGAAGGGUCGAAUGGGAUCCCAUCCUUGGAGGACAUGGGUGCCGGAAAGGCCUGUGGCAUUAUCAUCGGUGUCUUUGCCGGCGUGUGGGUUGUCAGUGCUGUCUUCUUUGUCCCGUACUACUACCGCAAACUGAUCAAAGAGGACCGUCGUCUUCGGAUCUGGCACAUCCCCAUGGGUCCUCUCCUCUGGAAGGACAACUACUCCCUUUACUUUCCGGGAGAUCCCGAUAAUGAUGUGGUCCCGAACUACUACGAGUCGGACAUGAAGCUUGAUGACUCGGAUGGUAGUAUUGCCGGAGUUCACGACGAGCCGAAGCAAAUGGAGCAACAGGCGACGAUGGCGGACCCCACGAAGACCGCCGAUGCUACCGCUGCCAGCGAGCAUCAAAAGGACUUGGCCGCGGUGGAUAGCCUCGCGUGGGCCCAUCCCAAGCGGAUCUAUGCCACUCUGAAAAUGGUGUUCCUCUACGGUAUGACCCGCGACGUUAUCCACCACCAGUCCAAGGGCCUGGAAAAGGUGCACCAGCACGCCCCCGUCUUUGAUAACAAGGUGGAGCACCUGUGGACUACCGCUCAGAUCAUGUCCAUUGCGCAUGGCGCCAACGACGUGUCCAACGCCAUCGGUCCCUUCACCACCGAGUACAUGACCUGGAAAUCUGGACAGUCGAUGGCAAAGACCGAUACGCCGACGUGGAUCAAGGCCGUUGGCGGUUUGGGCCUGGGUUUUGGCUUCUGGACUUUCGGCUAUCAUAUCAUGCGCAGCCUCGGUAACCGCAUCACCAAGCACUCGCCCACCCGCGGCUACAGCAUGGAGCUGGCCGCGGCGAUCACGGUGUUGCUUGCCUCCCGUCUCGGUCUUCCGGUGUCGACCACGCAGUGCAUCACCGGUGCGGUUCUCGGUGUGGCGUUGGUCAACUACGACCUGCGCAGUAUCAACUGGAAACAGCUGCUGAAGAUUCUGCUGGGAUGGGUCUUGACCUUGCCGGUUGCGGGUUUGAUCAGCGGGAUUAUAAUGGGUAUGGCACUCAAUGUGCCUGCUUGGGGUUCUUGA